UCCCGGAACCCCACUGCCUUGUGGGACAGCGGCUGGUUCCUCCCUUCUGGGCAAGUUUUUCCGUAUCCUCUGCCCCUGCUAGCCUCGUCGGGUACGGAAGCUGAGAAGGACAACCAUGGCGGCCCAUCUGAAGAAGCGGGUUUAUGAGGAGUUCACUAAGGUGGUUCAGCAACAACAGGAGGAGGUUGCUACUAAGAAACUCCGGAUGACAAAACCAAGUAAAUCUGCCGCACUCCACAUAGAUCUGUGUAAGGCCACCUCCCCAGCAGAUGCUUUGCAGUACCUGCUUCAGUUUGCCAGGAAGCCUGUUGAGGCAGAAAGCGUGGAGGGAGUCGUCAGGAUUCUCUUGGAACAUUAUUACAAGGAGAAUGAUCCAUCUGUGAGACUGAAAAUUGCAUCAUUGUUGGGUUUACUGUCAAAGACUGCAGGAUUUUCACCAGACUGCAUUAUGGACGAUGCCAUUAAUAUCCUGCAGAAUGAAAAGUCUCAUCAAGUCCUUGCUCAACUGUUGGACACUUUGCUUGCAAUUGGCACUAAACUCCCAGAGAAUCAAGCUAUCCAGAUGCGAUUAGUUGAUGUAGCCUGCAAGCACCUGACAGAUACCUCUCAUGGUGUAAGAAAUAAGUGUCUGCAGUUACUUGGAAAUCUUGGUUCUUUGGAGAAAAAUGUCACAAAAGAUGCAGAAGGCCUAGCUGUCAGAGAUGUCCAGAAGAUUAUAGGGGAUUACUUUAAUGACCAGGACCCACGUGUCAGAACAGCAGCUAUAAAAGCCAUGUUGCAGCUCCAUGAAAGAGGACUGAAGUUAUACCAAACAAUUUACAAUCAGGCUUGUAAACUGCUCUCUGAUGACUAUGAACAGGUGCGCAGUGCUGCAGUCCAGCUAAUCUGGGUUGUCAGUCAGCUCUAUCCUGAAAGCAUUGUCCCAAUCCCUUCUUCUAAUGAAGAAAUUCGCUUAGUUGAUGAUGCGUUUGGAAAAAUUUGUCACAUGGUCAGUGAUGGCUCCUGGAUGGUUCGAGUUCAAGCUGCAAAGCUAUUGGGCUCUAUGGAGCAAGUCAGUUCUCAUUUCUUGGAACAGACGCUUGACAAGAAGCUGAUGUCAGAUCUGAGGAGGAAACGCACUGCACAUGAACGUGCCAAGGAACUUUACAGUUCGGGAGAGUUUUCCAGCGGCAGGAAGUGGGGAGAUGAUGCUCCCAAGGAAGAGAUAGAUACGGGGGCUGUGAACUUGAUUGAGUCGGGAGCUUGUGGAGCCUUUGUUCAUGGAUUGGAAGAUGAGAUGUAUGAGGUCCGCAUUGCUGCUGUGGAGGCACUCUGCAUGCUGGCCCAGUCUUCACCCUCUUUUGCUGAGAAGUGCCUUGAUUUCCUGGUUGACAUGUUUAAUGAUGAAAUUGAGGAAGUACGUCUACAGUCCAUACAUACCAUGAGAAAAAUCUCUAACAAUAUCACCCUUCGAGAGGAUCAGCUUGACACUGUCCUGGCUGUGUUAGAGGAUUCAUCUAGAGAUAUUAGAGAGGCUCUUCAUGAACUCCUAUGCUGUACUAAUGUUUCAACCAAAGAAGGGAUUCAUCUUGCACUGGUGGAGCUGCUAAAAAAUUUAACCAAGUACCCUACUGAUAGGGACUCCAUAUGGAAAUGCUUAAAGUUUCUGGGAAGUCGGCAUCCAACCCUGGUGCUUCCCUUGGUGCCUGAGCUGCUGAGCACCCACCCGUUUUUUGACACAGCUGAACCAGACAUGGAUGAUCCAGCUUACAUUGCAGUUUUGGUUCUUAUUUUCAAUGCUGCUAAAACCUGUCCAACGAUGCCUGCAUUGUUCUCAGAUCAUACCUUCAGGCACUAUGCCUACCUCCGAGACAGUCUUUCUCAUCUUGUUCCUGCCUUGAGGUUACCAGGUAGAAAACUAGUGUCAUCAGGUCUUUCUCCCAAUAUCACACCUCAUGAGGAUCCUUCCCAUCAGUUCCUGCAGCAGAGCCUUGAAAGGGUAUACAGUCUUCAGCACCUCGACCCUCAGGGAACCCAGGAGCUACUAGAGUUCACCAUCAGGGAUCUGCAAAGGCUUGGAGAACUUCAGUCUGAAUUGGCAGGAGUAGCUGACUUCUCUGCUACCUAUCUUAGGUGUCAACUGCUUCUCAUUAAGGCCCUACAGGAAAAGCUGUGGAAUGUGGCUGCCCCUUUAUAUUUGAAGCAGAGUGAUUUGGCCUCAGCAGCAGCAAAACAGAUCAUGGAAGAAACCUAUAAAAUGGAGUUCAUGUAUAGUGGCGUGGAGAACAAGCAGGUGGUGAUUAUCCAUCACAUGAGGCUGCAGGCCAAAGCCUUGCAACUUAUAGUAACAGCACGGACUGCUCGAGGAGUUGACCCCUUAUUCGGAAUGUGUGAAAAAUUUUUACAGGAAGUAGACUUUUUUCAGAGGUGUUUCAUCGCUGAUUUGCCCCACCUGCAGGACAGCUUUGUGGACAAACUUCUUGACCUCAUGCCCCGACUCAUGACAUCCAAACCUGCAGAAGUGGUCAAAAUUCUGCAGACCAUGCUGCGGCAGAGUGCCUUCCUACACCUCCCCCUUCCAGAGCAGAUCCACAAAGCCUCCGCCACCAUUAUUGAGCCAGCAGGCGAGUCAGACAACCCUUUGAGGUUUACGUCUGGGUUGGUGGUGGCCCUGGAUGUUGAUGCAACCCUGGAACACGUGCAGGAUCCUCAGAACACUGUGAAGGUCCAGGUCUUAUAUCCAGAUGGCCAGGCUCAGAUGAUCCACCCUAAGCCGGCAGACUUUCGGAAUCCUGGCCCAGGGCGGCACCGGCUCAUCACUCAGGUGUUCCUCUCCCACACUGCCUGGACAGAACCCUGCCAGGUGGAAGUGAGGCUGCUGCUGGCCUACAACUCCAGUUCACGCAUUCCAAAAUCCCCCUGGAUUGAAGGUGGUGAGAUGUCACCCCAGGUGGAAACCAGCAUCGAGGGCACCAUCCCCUUCAGCAAGUCUGUAAAAGUUUACAUAAUGCCCAAACCUGCAAGACGCUGAAUCACAAGCAGUCUUUACAGCCGUGGCCUAGAAGGCCCUUCUUGGGAUCAGAGUGAGCCAGAAGCCUGGAGCAUUUCACCUGGAAAUGGUAUAUAGGCAUAAGGAGGAACAUGUGACCCAUGCAGUCUCAUCUGUAUCAAGCAUUGGAUAAAUUAUUUUGCAUUAAUUAAGAACACAGAAACCUUCAAGGCUAUCUUGCCCUCCACCCCCAACCUCCAUAGCCCUGCCCCCAAUAAAGUUGAGACACCAAGCUGCUCUAGUCCCUGGUCCUUCAGGGAAUCUGUGUGGCUAUAGGUUCAACAUUUAUACUACAUGUCUGCGUUCUUCAGGUGUGAAACAAAAAGAUCCAAUUUUCUAGCCACUUCCAAAGAACCGGUUAUUGGAGCCAUAAUCUUAUUUCUUAAAGCAACAGUCUGUUUGUCAGAGCCAACUCCAAAGCAGCUUUCACAGCUUUGCUUUUUCACCAUCGACAGUUCCUGAAUGGCCCCAGACUUCAUUAUCUUGCUGAGAGUCUCCUUCCUUAACUCAGGCAAUGGCUGGCCAAGAACUGAAUGGACAUUCAUUCUUCAGGAAAAUUUUUGAUCUUGCCUGCCAUUAUCCUUAGGACCAAAAUAUGAGAGAUGGGCCGUAUUUUAGAAAAGAAACUAGCAUUAUAGGAAAGAGGGAUCUAGUGUAAGAAGCACAGUCAUUUUCCAGUACUUCUCUGAUGACUCCAGUGUUGGAGCUGCAUGUGAGUUAAAGAUGCAGCUGGGGUGUAAGGACAGUAAAGGCUGUGAACCAUGUGAGGGCCUGUGAUGUGUUCUUUACCUGUCAUUUAAUCCUUGUAACAGCCAAGUGCGUCUGACAGGUUAGGUCAUUGGUAGGAAUACUGUAUUAACACCUGUAUUCAUUCAAAUCCAAAAUGAGUCCAAAGGUCUGAGCUAUACCACAUCAGGAGAGGUAUAUGGAAGAGAACCUACAAAUCUCUCUUGUGCCUUAAUUUUCUUAUCUGUAAAAUAGAGAUAAUUAUACUUUAUGGGUUGUUGAAUGGGUUUAAUUAAAUAAUGCUUGGCAGAAUCUUAA
Dama dama (fallow deer) is the source of this 4072-nucleotide messenger RNA. It is a transcript of the gene INTS4, whose product is annotated as integrator complex subunit 4. Gene Ontology annotation, cellular component: integrator complex. Lineage: Eukaryota; Metazoa; Chordata; Mammalia; Artiodactyla; Cervidae. Gene Ontology annotation, biological process: snRNA processing. The coding region runs from base 116 to 3010 and encodes 964 amino acids. The transcript has 23 exons. The record is from RefSeq and is a predicted model, not a curated record.